AUGGUCAUGGGUCCAGCGGGCACUGGCAAGUCGACAUAUUGCAACAACAUGCACGAGUUCUGCGCUGCAUCAGGACGCAUGACGUACAUUGUGAAUAUGGAUCCUGCAGCAGAACAUUUUGAUUAUCCAGUGGCCUUUGACAUUCGUGAUCUCAUCAGUGUAGAGGACGUUAUGGAAGAAUUGGGAUAUGGACCUAACGGUGGACUUAUCUACUGCAUGGAAUAUCUUGUUCAGAAUCUCGACUGGCUGCAAGAUUUACUGUCCGAAUACAGCGAUGAAGACUACUUCAUCUUUGACUGCCCAGGCCAGAUCGAGUUGUACUCACACCUUCCGGUGAUGAAGCAGCUUUGCGACUCGUUGAUGGACUGGGGUUUCAAUAUUUGCUGCGUUUACUUGAUCGACUCUUUAUUUAUUGUUGACCCGACUAAGUUCAUCUCCGGUGUGCUCUGUUCGCUGUCGGCAAUGGUCCAGCUUGAGCUUCCUCAUAUAAAUGUGCUUACGAAGUGUGAUUUGGCUGAUGAAAAGGAGCUGUCGAAAUAUCUGGAUCCGUCAGAGGGGUACCUUCUCGAAAACCUUGCAAAUGCUACUGACCCCAAGUGGCGUCCUUUGAGUGCGGCGAUCUGUAAUGUGAUCAAUGAUUUUAGCAUGGUGGCCUUUGUUCCCAUGAAUAUUAAUCGCGAAGAGAGUAUUGAGACCGUACUCAUGCAUGUUGAUCAUGCGAUUAAUUAUGGCGAUGACUUGGAGCCCCAGGAACCAAAAGACCGGGAUGCUGACGAGUAG
Molecule: messenger RNA, 780 nt
Organism: Peronospora belbahrii
Lineage: Eukaryota; Oomycota; Peronosporomycetes; Peronosporales; Peronosporaceae
Source: the annotation of a GenBank genome assembly